Alligator mississippiensis (American alligator) is the source of this 2156-nucleotide messenger RNA. RefSeq lists its product as uncharacterized. The transcript is spliced from 9 exons. Gene Ontology annotation, biological process: activation of protein kinase B activity. Gene Ontology annotation, cellular component: plasma membrane; Golgi apparatus. NCBI's taxonomy places the organism in Eukaryota, Metazoa, Chordata, Crocodylia, Alligatoridae. The record is from RefSeq and is marked validated. The coding region runs from base 310 to 1737 and encodes 475 amino acids.
GGUUCCUCAGUUGCCUGUUACAACAAAGCACGUCUUGUCAUUUCAUGGGUCUGUGAUGUGCAGGCAAAACAAAUAACUUCAAGGCUGAAUGUAGAAGUAGGCAGAUCCUUCCUCUUAAAGGGUAAAGAAGAAUACUUCCUGGUUUGCAACAUAUUUAUAUAUAAGAUCAGUCCAAGUGGCAUUACUGUCUCUAAUGAAAAUGAAAACUAGCCAUUGCUUUAUGCUCCAAUGUUAAGCAUGCUGCAUUGGAAUUAUGUUAUUUUAAAAUUACAUGUCUAUUUUUAAACAAAAAAAUACCAGUUACUUUAAAUGGAUAACCCGGGAUUCGAAAUGAAUGGUGAACGUAUACAAAGUCCUUCAAAUGAAAGGGACCAAAGGAAACACGUGAUACCAGGAAAAAAGUAUCCUUGGUCCAUAAUGAACAUUUUCCUAAUCUGUCUGUGGGUCUGUAUAACAUCUACCAUAAUGGGAGUGCUGAUCUGGUCCUUGGUCUACAUUAAAAACGUUGGGAGUAUGAUACAGCCAAACAUGCAAAAGCAGGAAGUAUCCUCCCCACAAACACCAGCAGGAAUGUCAGACAGAAAGAGAGUGGAUGUCAGAUUCCAGUUUCUGAAUCAUCUGGGUAAAUCUAAGGUACAUCAUUUUCCUGGGGGUGAUAUUCAAUGGGCAAGAUUCAGGCAUGAUAUAAAUGAGUAUCAGAGCGAUGAAGAAAUGGCAUUUGGAACCAGCAUCAACACCCGUCAGUCUGAGAUGACUUUUGGCACCUUACAGAUCAAGAGCAAAGGACUCCGGGCCCCACAUUGGCAUUUUAAUGCCAAUGAACAUGGUUUUCUACUUAAGGGUACUGCCUGGAUUGGUGUUGUUGAUGCUGAUGCCAGUACAGUAACCACAUACAAUGUUACAGCUGGACAAGUGAUUUUCUUCCCAAAAAAUACAUUGCACUGGAUAAAAAAUGUGGGAGAAGACGACUGCUUGUUCUUGCUGUUUUUUACAACACAUGAAGAACUUCAAACUCUGGAUGUUGAUGAUGUAUUUUUCUCUACACCAGAAGACAUAGCAGCAAGGUCAUUAAAGCCAGAAGGUGGAGUUAGUUUUAUUAGAUCGUUCAAGAAACAGACAGAAGACCAGGCCAUUAACCUACCACCGAACUUAAUGGAACUGAUUCAGAAUGCCAGCUAUGUGCAGUCUCCAGACAAGCUUGUGUGGCGGUACUUCUACAACCUCAAAGCAUCAGCAGAAUAUCGUUUUCCAGGAGGAAUAAUCCAGUGGGCUCGUUAUCGCACAAAUGGAACUGGUCUAAAUAGCACUGAGCAAAUUUUCAGUGAGUCACUGAAUAAGCAUGAAAAUACCCUUACCAUAGGAACUCUCAGGAUAUAUAGCAAUGGACUACGUCAGCCUCAUUUUCAUUUCAAUGCUAAUGAGAUGGGCUAUGUCAUUAGUGGCUGUGGAAAGGUGGGCAUUAUUGUUUCAUCUGAAGUUACCACAAACUUCGACAUUGGUGUUGGAGAUGUUGUAUUUUUCCCUCUUGGAACGCAACAUUAUAUCAAAAGCAUUUGUGAUGAGGACUUGGUUUUGGUUCUAGCCUUCAGUACAGGCAACCAGCUUCAGACACUUGAUAUGGAUGACUAUUUCCAUGCCACCGCAGACCAUAUUCUAGCCCAGCUUUUCUGGAAGAAACAGGAGGAGUUCAAGAAGAUUCCAAGGUUUAGGGAGGAUCAGGCAAUUAACCUACCAUAACAGCCCCAAACAAUAAUACUUUCUUACUCAUUUGUCUUGUUGUUUGUAGCACUUGCUGGUAUUUUUAUUGCUGUUUGCAGUAAAGCUUUUAGAAAAACUCUGUAAUGUUAUUACAAAGUUAUUUUAAGUUCAUAUUUACUGAUCCUUUUAGAUUUCCAGGACCAAAUUAUUAUUUAGUUACUUAAACAUUCAUGAAGUACUUAUCUAAGUACUACAUUUGCUGUGUACCAUUUAUUAAUUCAUACAUUUCAUCCUCUUUUGUUUCACAUCAAAGCAAUGAAAGUUAAUCAUACACACAUUAUCUAUUUAUAGAGACCAUGCCCUCUGCAUACAAGUUAUACUCAGUUCUCCUCCUGUUGACUGAAACUGGGCAUGUCUAUACAUGCAUUUGAUCUGGGAUUAGUUUACUUAUGAGUGAA